This is a messenger RNA of Lactuca virosa, 1392 nucleotides long. NCBI's taxonomy places the organism in Eukaryota, Viridiplantae, Streptophyta, Magnoliopsida, Asterales, Asteraceae. The record is from the annotation of a GenBank genome assembly.
AUGAAGCGGGGAGGGUUGAUUCGCAUGCUCGUCACCUUCAGUUCGUUCUUCAAAGAGAAUUUAAUUACCAAUGCCUUUUCGAAAUCUAGAAAUCAAAUUAAUGUGCACAUAGAUUUUAUUCCAGCCUCCAAAAUGAAUCUUAGAAUAAUGGAGAGAGAUCUUCAAAGCCCUAGAUCAGCCUCAAAUGCCCGAGCUCGGAAUAGGAGAAAAUCAACUGAGGCUUUUCCAGAUGUCAUGAAGGUAAAUGGAAGUGAUUUGCUCGUGAAUGACCAAAACAAAUACAGAUCAAUGUGGAUCCGAACAUAUUCUUCGGUCUGGAUGCUUGUGGGCUUCAUAUUGGUUGUGUAUUUAGGUCAUCUUUAUCUCUGGGGCAUGAUUGUUGUCAUACAAAUCUUAAUGGCAAGUGAGCUCUUCAAUUUACUUAGAAGAGCUCAUGAAGAUAGGCGUCUUCCAGGCUUCAGACUUCUCAAUUGGCAUUUCUUCUUCACUGCAAUGUUGUUCGUGUAUGGUCGCAUUCUCAGCCAACAGAUAAUGCAUGCUGUAACUCCUGAAAAAUUCUUCUACAAGCUUGCAACCAGUUUUAUGAAGUAUCAGAUGGUUAUCUGUUAUUUCUUGUACAUCACAGGGUUCAUGUGGUUCAUUCUUACACUAAAGGCGAAGAUGUACAAAUAUCAAUUUAGUCAGUAUGCAUGGACACACAUGAUAUUGAUAGUAGUAUUCACACAAUCGUCCUUCACCGCUGCAAAUAUCUUUGAAGGGAUAUUCUGGUUUCUCCUCCCAGCAUCACUUAUUGCAAUUAAUGAUGUCGCCGCAUAUUUCUUUGGUUUUUUCUUUGGGAAGACGCCCCUUAUCAAGCUUUCUCCAAAGAAGACAUGGGAAGGCUUUUUAGGAGCAUCAGUCACAACAGUUAUUUCAGCAUUUAUGCUUGCAAGCGUUUUGGGUCGCUUCCAGUGGUUUACAUGCCCAAGAAGGGAUUUAUCCACAAGUUGGCUGCAAUGUGAUCCUGGUCCUAUCUUUACACCAGAAAUAUUUGAGUUACCGAGUGGGUUGCCAUGGAAAGAGAUAUCAGUUUUACCAGUGCAGUGGCACGCUUUAUGCCUUGGUUUGUUUGCAUCGGUUAUUGCACCAUUUGGAGGGUUUUUCGCAAGUGGGUUUAAGAGGGCCUUUAAUAUCAAGGAUUUCGGUGGCAGUAUUCCAGGACAUGGUGGCUUUACUGAUAGAAUGGAUUGUCAGAUGGUUAUGGCUGUUUUUGCUUACAUCUACCAUCAGUCUUUUGUUAUCCCACAAUAUUAUCCAGUCGAGAUCCUAUUGGAACAGAUAUUAGGAAGCCUUAAUUUUGAGGAGCAGAAAGUGAUAUUGGUGGCACUGAAUACGUCCAUACAUACUUUUUAG